Linum tenue is the source of this 1099-nucleotide messenger RNA. The record is from the annotation of a GenBank genome assembly. NCBI's taxonomy places the organism in Eukaryota, Viridiplantae, Streptophyta, Magnoliopsida, Malpighiales, Linaceae.
CAGGCACCGGUGCUGGUCCAACCAGAAGUCCGGACUGAAUUCCGGUCGGUUACUAGGCCCGUGACCUCAGUUUCCGGCCGAAAAAAGGGUAUAAAUUGUCGUUCAAGUUUCGAUUCGCUCAUUCACAGAGUUGAGAGAGAUUACCCGUCUCUCAUCACCUGCCUCCUCCUCGCGCCGCGCGUUCCCCUCGUGGCUGUGCUUCCUGUACGAAGCUCCGCUGCAAGUUCUGCUUCCGUUGGCGCUCUCGGUCGUUUCCUUCUUAUAGUGAAACUGCAAAAGCUGACUUGAACCCUUUGUCUGAGAAGCCAGGAGUCACAGCGGAAGGGAUGACGUCGAAUAUAAUACUCUUCGAGGACAUUUUUGUUGUUGACGAGAUCAACCCAGAUGGUAAAAAAUUUGAUAAAGCUUGUCGGAUCGUAGCACGUAGCCAAAACUGUGACAUGUCCAUGCAACUCGAUAUCAACAACGAAAUAUAUCCCAUGAAUGUGAAUGACAAAUUUACGAUGGCAUUGGCAUCUACGCUGAAUUACGAUGGGACACCUGACACUGGCUAUUACAAUGCAGCAAAAAGGAAAAACCUUGCGGACAAAUAUGAAUAUGUCAUGCACGGGAAGCUAUACAAGCUAUCGGAGGAAGGUUCAGGAAGAUCGAUUACAGCGGAAUUAUAUGCUUCCUUUGGCGGGCUUCUGAUGUGUCUCAAAGGGGAUCCUUCUCAUGUAGCUCACUUCGAACUUGACCAGAGAGUGUUCCUUCUGAUAAGGAAGAUCAACAAGUGAAAGCAGUAUCCAUAUGAUGAAGAUCAACAAGUGAAAGCAGUAUCCAUAUGAUGAAGCGACUUGCUAUCAGAUGAACCUGCAUUUGUCUGAUAACGUUGUGGUGACAACUCCCUUGAUCUUGUACUUACUUUUGACUUGAGAAAUAGUGUUCUAAAUCCUUCGUCUGUUUGGUCAUGUCAAGCAAACGAUUAUUAUGUUACUUGAGAGAUCGGCUAUGGGUAUUGAAGUAGAGUAGGCUACUCUGAAGUUUGAGGUGUUUAUCUUUAUAACUCGAUUUUCCCCUGUGAACAUUGAACCGAAUUGAUCAUCCUAUCUUUUCAUAA